AUGGCUUCUGUACUAGUGGGCUGGACACUGAAUUGGUCCCCUCUCUCUCUGGCCGCCCUGGCGUUCACUUGUUACGAUGGCACUUAUCUCCCAAAGCAAGAGAAUAAAUUCGUGCAUCUUGUUACGGACGAACUGGAAACGUACCAAGAGAAAGGCGAACGCAACAGCGUGCUCCUCUUCCCGCCUCUUCCUAACAGACUGCGGUAUUUGACGCACAAGGCCGUAGAGGACUGGCCCGAAUUCACCACCUUCUCCGUAGGAGAGGACUGGCAUCGUAGAGUGGCGGUCUGUCAUUCCGAGCUGAGGGUUGAGGUGGAGGAAGACCGUGAAUUAGACAGCAACAUCAGCGCGUGUGAAGAUGCUUUGAGACACAAGGAAGAGAUGGAGAACGGGUAUAAGCCCAAACAUUCGGUCCCAUCUCGGAACCGAGGGUCCAAGAGACCGGACAAGCCCCUGUACAUGCCCCGGGCUGCUCGGGAGAGACUUUCCCUGCAGAACGCUCAAGAAUCCACUGCAGAGUCGUGUCCGUCUUGUAGUAGUUGUGUCAACAGUUUAUCUGAUUCCCAUAAUGACACUGCAGACGCCACAAACUCCUCAUCCACAUCCAGCCAGGGCUCACAACCCAGUGUAGAGGCCAGCAUCAUUAGUCUCACUGCAGAAAUGUCUUUACAUUGUCCUCGGGAGGAGGACCAGGACAGGGACCAGUCUGGUUCCUGUCAGUCAGAUAUGACUCGGAAGAACCCUGACACGGACAAGAAAUAUGAUCCUACUGUGCCAUGCGAUGCUCAGACAGAAGACACCGCUUUAGAUGCAACGGAUUUAACUGAAGAGAUCAAAGCACAUCUGAAAGAGGCUGUUGUGUUUUCCAUUGACCACGUUCACCAUGAUUAUUCUUCAUACGAGAAUGUGUGCGUUGACCACGAGGGCUUUGGCCACGUCAUUGAGAUCUACAACUUCCCACCUUUGUUCAAAACGGAGGACCUCUUGGAUGCUUUCACCGAGUACAGUGAAGGUGGAAUGAAGAUAAAGUGGGUGGACAACACACAUGCCCUUGGGGUUUUCUCCAGUGAGUCAGCAGCACUCCACGCCCUGUCCAUCUGCCACCCACUCCUAAAGACACGUGCGUUAUCUGAAGGGAGCAAAAAAGCGAAAGGCAAGGCCAUUAGACGAGCAGAGUUUAUCCAGCCAGUGAAAGAACGUCCCAGGACGGACUCGGCUGUUGCCAGGCGGAUGGUGACCAGAGCACUGGGGCUGAGGGGACGAGGACGAGCGCAGAGAUAUUAAGGAGGAGUGUUUAUGAUAUUGGCAUAUACAGAAUAUUGUGUCAGCCUCCCUUCACUAACAGGUGACUUCUAACGUCAGGCCCUGUUCUCCAGCACCGUUUGUCUGCGGACAUAUCAGCUGUGAUGUGAUGAAGAUGGAGACCAACUCUGCCCAGUGAUGGUUAUUAUUAUUAGUUUCUGACUGGCUCAAGUGUCACAGAUAAAGAAACCUGGUAUAUAGUUGGUUACUAUAGUUAAAAGCUAAUUAUUGAAUGCAGUUCACACAAGAUUCAUAGACAAACGUAAUGUACCGUUCCCCUGAGAGAAGCAGGUCUGUUUAGAAAUCUUUUCAAUAUUUUUUUUAUAAACACCAUUAUGUUUGAGGCAGAAGAAUAAGUUAUUGUUAUACAAAGCCAUGUUAUAAUGGAUUGAAUUAACUUAAAGGUUGUUUUUAACAUGUUCAGUUAAUAUUUAUUUGUGUUACUGUAAAUGUGUGAAGGUUGUUCCUCACUCCAUGCAUUAGAGAACUUAAUAACAUUCAUGAUAAUAGGAAUGUUGGGACACAAGUUUUGUUUAAUACAAAAUUGUAAAAAAAAAAAAGUAAAUUGUUGUUGAAGAUCAUCCAAAAUUGUUUUGGAAUCUGUGUUUGAUUAAAAAUAGUACAAUACAA
Betta splendens (Siamese fighting fish) is the source of this 1932-nucleotide messenger RNA. RefSeq names its product R3H domain and coiled-coil containing 1 (gene r3hcc1). The record is from RefSeq and is a predicted model, not a curated record. The transcript is spliced from 9 exons. Gene Ontology annotation, molecular function: nucleic acid binding. Lineage: Eukaryota; Metazoa; Chordata; Actinopteri; Anabantiformes; Osphronemidae. The coding region runs from base 1 to 1284 and encodes 427 amino acids.